AUGUUAUAUUAUUAGGUAGAAAUCCUUUAAAACUUGAAUAAGUAAAAAAAGAGCUCCAAAAAGAAAAUUAAAGAAUAAAAAUAAUAACAAUUCAAGCCGAUUUAGUAAAUUCCUUUGAACCUGAGUUUUUUGAUAAAAUAAUAUAAUAAACUCAAAAUUAUGAUAUUUCGAUGCUCAUAAAUAAUGCAGGAAUAGACUUUUUCGAUUCUUUUCAUUUAAUACCAAAAGAAGUAAUUAUAGAAUAAAUAAAAGUUAACAUAAUGCCCACUUUAAAUCUUACAUACCAUUUCAUUAAAAGAUUUUAGAAAAGAUUAUAAGAAAAAAAAUAAAAAUCUGCUAUUCUUAAUGUAGGUUCUUUUGCUGGUAUACUUCCUACUUUAUAUUUUAACGUAUAUUGUGGUACUAAAGCUUUCAUUAAUGUUUUUACUUAAUGUUUAAGUUAUGAAUAUCCAGAAAUUGAUAUUAUGUGUUUAAAUCCUAGCGAAGUUUCAACUAAAAUGA
Messenger RNA from Ichthyophthirius multifiliis, 501 nucleotides. RefSeq lists its product as hypothetical. Lineage: Eukaryota; Ciliophora; Oligohymenophorea; Hymenostomatida. The record is from RefSeq and is a predicted model, not a curated record. The transcript has a single exon.